Beta vulgaris subsp. vulgaris (sugar beet) is the source of this 2289-nucleotide messenger RNA. RefSeq names its product transcription factor MYB83. Lineage: Eukaryota; Viridiplantae; Streptophyta; Magnoliopsida; Caryophyllales; Amaranthaceae. The record is from RefSeq and is a predicted model, not a curated record. The coding region runs from base 384 to 1652 and encodes 422 amino acids. The transcript is spliced from 2 exons.
CAUACCCUCUUCUAUCAUCUUCUCAUCUCAUCACAUCACUUUUUAUAUCUUCCAUAAACUAAGCUAUAUACAUAUUAUUAGCAUAUAUAUAGUAGCUUCUUUUAUAAUUAUUAGAUAAUAUAGCCUACUAUUUUUAGUUCAUUUUCUUUAUUUCCACUUAUAUUUCUUUUCUUUUUUUUGUGGGUACAACUUAUGAGUACUUUACAAUCAAUAAUAUAGUGUUUUUCAUCCACAUAUAUAGCUGCAAGAGUAUCAUUAUUCAUCAUCAAAAGAGUUUGUUACUUUGUUAUACUUGUAGUAAUAGAUAGCUAGGGUAAAUAAUAACUAGGGUUUGUUAUUUGAAAUAUAUAAGGAAGGGUAGUUUGGGAAUUAGUUAAUCAUCAAUGAGAGGACCUAGUAGCAUUGGUAGCAACUUCAAUCAUAGUAGUAUGGUAAAGAAUGAGAUGAAGGAGAAAACUGUGAAGUGUAAUCAUAAUAAUAAUAAUAGUAAGAGUAGUAAUAAUGAUAGUAAGAAGAAUAAUAUAGUGAAAUUGAGGAAAGGUUUAUGGUCACCAGAAGAAGAUGAAAAACUAAUGAACUAUAUGUUGAGAAAUGGGCAUGGUUGUUGGAGUGACAUUGCUAGGAAUUCCGGCCUUCAAAGAUGUGGUAAGAGCUGCCGCCUUCGCUGGAUUAAUUAUCUCCGUCCUGACCUUAAGCGCGGCGCGUUCUCCCCUCAAGAGGAACACCUUAUUCUACACUUCCAUUCACUUCUUGGUAACAGGUGGUCUCAAAUUGCAGCUCGUCUUCCAGGACGAACUGAUAACGAAAUUAAGAAUUUUUGGAACUCAACCAUUAAGAAAAGAUUGAAACAAAACAACAGCAGCAACAACAACAACAACAUGAUCGUCAACAAUAACAAUUUCAGUGCAUCAUUAGUGGAUGAUCCUAGCUUGCUAAGUGACACAAUCGAUUUAGUGGCACAAAAUCAGCAUCACAACAGCUAUAAUAUAGUGGGCCAAGAACUAAUGCUACCAUCAUCCAUGUAUGAUCACGAAAAUCAUCAUCAUCAUCAUCAUCAAAGUCUCAUGAUGACAGCUGCUUAUAACAUGUGCAUGGAUUCCUCUAUACUAUCAGAUUCUCCAUCAUCUCCAUCCAUGCACACUGCUGCAAGCUCCAUAACAAGUGCAACCACCAACCAAUUUGACAACUCUCUUCCUCCACUCCUUGAAAAAAAUGGAUAUGAUAUAGCUUUCAGCAUGGAAAAUUUUGCUGAUUUUGUGGGUUGUGACCAAGUAGUACUCCAUGAUCAUCACUUUGUUACACCAGAAAGAAUCAUGUGUACUAGUAAUGGUAUCGUCGCCGCCUCCGCCGCCGCCACGGCCUCUAUUGCCGCAAGUAUGGGCACAAGUGAUGUCAAUUUUCCCAUGAUACAAAGGACAACAACAUUCCCUAAGAACACAAGUAUCAACCAAAUCGUUAUUAAUGACAAUGAGAGUUGGGCUGAUAUGGUCAACACUAAUGGGAAUGAAGGCAUGAUUAAUUAUGGGAAUAAUGGUAAUAGUAAUAAUAAUAAUAAUAACGGAAAAGAAGGAAACUUAAAAAUGGGAGAAUGGGAUAGUUUGGAGAGUUUGUUGGGAGAUGUCUCCUUUCCUUUCCUUGAUUUUCAAGCUUAAUCCCUUGAGACUUUCUCUCUCUAGAUAUCUAGUUAGUUCUACUUCCGGCCUUAUAGAGUAUCACUUACUACUCCCUCCUUUUCCGAAAGCUCUUCCUAUUUUGGCCGAUUUUCUCUCACAAAAAUAGUCCAAAUAGGAACAACAAAAGAAAACGUAAGGAGUAUAUGAGAGAGAAUUUUUUGCCGAAUAUAAUACCUACAAAAAGCCAAGCAGUACUCAGGGACUCCCAUCGAUCGAUCUUGUCAUCAUCCACAGAAUGUUUCUUCUUCUUUUAAGGUUGAUCUCUUGUUUUUUUCCCUCUUAAGGAUUUUGCUUAGUUAAAUUGUUCAGUAAAUAAAAUAUACACGCACAUACAUAUGGAGAGAAAGGUACAAAUAUACAAUAAGGAAUUAAUCAGGGAAGUAAAUGUGAAUAGUGAAUUGUUAAUUGUUAUAUUGGACUUGUGGACAGGAGAAGAUAUAAGUAUCAUAGCAAGAUGUAUGGAAAGAAUUCAAGCUCUUUGUAUCAUGUACAAAAAUUGGACAAUAAUAAUGUAAAUCAAGGUCUUGGAAUCUUUUUUUCUUCCAUCAAUUUGUUAAUGUUAUAACACAUAUAGAUACUCUUUCCAUCCCAAUAAAUAAAAAUAGUGAUUAAAUAA